Motacilla alba alba is the source of this 1712-nucleotide messenger RNA. It is a transcript of the gene HOXC9, whose product is annotated as homeobox C9. Gene Ontology annotation, molecular function: DNA-binding transcription factor activity, RNA polymerase II-specific; RNA polymerase II cis-regulatory region sequence-specific DNA binding. Gene Ontology annotation, biological process: anterior/posterior pattern specification; DNA-templated transcription; embryonic skeletal system morphogenesis. The transcript is spliced from 3 exons. NCBI's taxonomy places the organism in Eukaryota, Metazoa, Chordata, Aves, Passeriformes, Motacillidae. Gene Ontology annotation, cellular component: nucleus. The record is from RefSeq and is a predicted model, not a curated record. Bases 137 to 916 code for a protein of 259 amino acids.
CCUCCCUCCGCGGGGCUGUUUUUGGGGAGCUGCCCUGGGAUUGCAGCCGGGACUGGGGAUGGCGGCCGCAAGAUAAAAAGUACACAUACACUUCAUACAAUAAUCCGAUGAAUGUAAAAGAGGGGGCGAGCGAACCAUGUCGGCUUCGGGCCCCAUCAGCAACUACUACGUGGACUCGCUGAUCGGCCCCGACAACGAGGAGCUGCUCGCCCCGCGCUUCGCCGGCCCCGGCGCCGCUCGCCCCGCAGGACUGGUGCCGGACUGCGCCGACUUCCCCUCGUGCAGUUUCGCCCCCAAACCCGCCGUGUUCACCACCUCGUGGGCGCCCGUGCCCUCGCAGCCCUCGGUGGGCUACCCCCACCCGCACCCCGCGGGCCCCUACGCGCCGCAGGCGGCCGAGCCCAGGUACGUGCGGACCUGGCUGGAGCCGCUGGCCGGGGCCGUGUCCUUCCCGGCCUUCGGGGCUCGGCCCUACGGCCUCAAGGCGGACGCGUUCGGGCCUCCGCGCCGCGCCGAGUGCGGCCCCGCCGACGGCCGCGCCUACGCGGAUUUCGUGUACGCGGCUCCCGGGGAGCUGCGGGAGCGAGCGGCGCAGAACAUCCCGUCCUCCCCCGAGUCCGAGGCCAUCGCCGCCGGCAAACACAAAGAAGAAAAGCACGAAUUAGACCCCAACAACCCCGUGGCAAAUUGGAUUCACGCGCGCUCCACGAGGAAGAAACGAUGCCCUUACACAAAAUAUCAGACCCUGGAACUGGAAAAAGAGUUUUUAUUCAAUAUGUACCUCACGCGGGACCGGAGGUACGAAGUGGCGCGGGUGCUGAACCUCACGGAACGCCAGGUCAAAAUCUGGUUUCAGAACAGGCGAAUGAAAAUGAAGAAAAUGAAUAAAGAGAAAAGCGAUAAGGAGCAGCAAUAAUAAUAAUAAUAAAAAUUAUAAAAAUAAUAAAUAAAAAAAAAAACCACACCACAAAAAAAAAAAAAAAAAAAAAGUUUGGCGGAGAGAAACGAGGGUGGAGAGGGAAAAAGAAACAGAGGAAAAAAAAACAUUAAAAAAGGGGGGGAAAGGGAAAAUAAUAAUAAUAAAAAAAAGGGGUGAAAUGUUUCUGACUUUGAAUGUGCGGAUGAAUGUUUAGCGGUAGAGCUCUGGGGACUCGAGGCUUUUCUAAAAUGCGACUAAAACCAGAAAAAACAACAAUCCAAGGUGCCCGGGGGGGUUUGGUUUUCUCUUCCUUUCUUCCGCCUUGCUCUGCCCUCAGCAAAAGCGGCGCGAGAAGUACUUGAAUUUUUAUUUUGCUGGUUUUUUAUUGUUAUUAUAUUUUAUGUCCUAAAUUAAAACUCCAUCCAGUAUUUUGAAUUUUUUCCCGGAUUUUUUUUUUUUUUUUUUUUUUUUUUUUGGAAUCCCGCGUGAAUAUUUUGUACAAAAAAAAAAAAAAAAAAAAAAAAGAUUAAAAAAAAAAAACGAGGAAAAAGGAGGAAAAAAUAUACGGAAAAAAAAAAGGACUGGAGGGAAUGGUGGCUCCCGAUGCUGAUGUUCUGUCACGGUGUUGAACGUUUCUGCUGUACCGAUUUUGUGUAUUUUAUUCUCGUCUCAGACCCGUUCUGUAAUAUUUGUUCUGUUGCCUAUUGUAGAGCAGCUCUGUAAAUAUACCUUAAAAAAAAAAAAGAAAAAACAAAAAAAAACCCACCCGAAAACAACAAAGCGGCAAAAAAAA